AUGGAGAUUAUCAAGCACGUCGCCAAAAACGACAAAGGCUGGGAAAGAUGGAAGGAGGAAGCUGAGAAUAUGAGGAAGCUUGCACACGAACACAUUUUGAAGCUACUCCAUACGACUUACGAUCUAUACCCUGAGUUGGAAUUGGCAUAUAUACAGGGUGGUCCUCUAUCGAAAUUGAAGAAUGUAACGGUUCCCGAGAGCGUAUUGGUUCUUGCUCAGUGUCUUUCGGCCUUGGCAUAUCUGCAUGAGAGGCAGCUAGCGCAUUGCGAUCUAUCACCAAAUAAUAUUCUCAUCAGGAAACAAGAUCCCUUCCAGGUUGUCCUUACAGACGUUAGACUAUCUAAGAAUACUGCAGAGUUACAGACUUAA
Ustilaginoidea virens is the source of this 369-nucleotide messenger RNA. RefSeq lists its product as uncharacterized. The transcript is spliced from 2 exons. Lineage: Eukaryota; Fungi; Ascomycota; Sordariomycetes; Hypocreales; Clavicipitaceae. The record is from RefSeq and is a predicted model, not a curated record. Gene Ontology annotation, molecular function: ATP binding; protein kinase activity. Bases 1 to 369 code for a protein of 122 amino acids. Gene Ontology annotation, biological process: protein phosphorylation.